AACCUAGGGAGAGAGAGAGAGAGAGAGAUAGAGAGAGAGAAUUUCAUGGUCCACAAACCAGAUUAAUUCGCUUCUCAACUUGGAUCAUUUCCUUCCAUCGAUCAAUGCUCAGUCCCCACACUCCUCCCACAAGAGGACCUUUUCACACGUUCCUCCAUUUUUGGGAUCAAGCAGAUCUUGCCCUCCAUAUAUAGUUUCUCUAUAUUAAUUACGUGCUCGCUCCACUCGAACAAGAAUAUUAGGCUUUGUACGAGAUGGGUCUCGAUGAUGGCGCUUGUGAUGCAGGCCUUGUUCUUGCACUCGGCUCUCAAGACAAGCCAGAAAAUCACUUGCAUCCUGAUCAAGAAAAGAAGAUCAAGAUCAGGAAGGAGACGUUUUCCUUAAAGUAUGAUCACUUGUUCCCUUCUCUUACGUUAGGCCCAUCAGAUCAUGAAACUUCCACAUACAAAUUGUCAUCAAAGAUGCCGGAUGCAGAAAAAGUAUGCGGUGUCGGUGAACCUGUAGAUUUGCAAAAGCAGGCUGCAUCUUCUGUUAGCCCAGUAUCAUCAUUUUCAAACUCCUCUAGCAUCAAGAGGGAGAGAGAAUCCGGGGGUGAAGAAGAGAUUGAGGUAGAGAAAGUGAUGAUCUCUUCAAGGGUAAGCGAUGAGGACGAAGAUCAGGCUAGUCCAAGGAAGAAACUUAGACUUACCAAAGAACAAUCAACUAUUUUAGAAGACAGCUUUAAAGAACACGCCACUCUCAAUCCAAAGCAAAAGCAAGAUUUGGCAAAACAGCUGAAUCUACGGCAACGACAAGUAGAAGUUUGGUUCCAGAACAGGAGAGCCAGGACUAAGCUGAAACAAACUGAAGUAGAUUGUGAACUACUGAAGAAAUGCUGCGAGACACUAACAGAAGAGAACAAGAGGCUAGAGAAAGAGCUCCAAGAGCUGAAAUCAUUGAAACUAGCAGCUGCACCUUUUUAUAUGCAGCUUCCGGCAGCCACCCUUACUCUCUGCCCCUCUUGUGAGAAGGGUUCUAAUCCUGGGGACGUCUCUUCCACGAGCCCUUUCUCAAUUGCAAAGCCAAAGCCUCAGUUCCAUAAUCCCUACAACCAUCCAUCGGCAGCUAGCUAAUUAUAUCAUUAUUGCUCAGGCAAUUACCUAAAUUAAAGACCAGAAAGCCAACGUUUUUUGUUCAGGAUUCUGUGUCAUAUAUAUAUAGGAAGACAUUAAUUUAGCUUAAUUAAUUUGUACAGAUCACUGGCUAGUGGCUAUGAUCUAUCUGUGGUAUAAGAAUUAUUGGCUAGGUUAAUUCAUUUCUAUAUAUUGUCAGUACUCUCUCUGGAAAUAUGCCUUCGUAAUUAUUUAAGAAGUAUGAAGCUAGGGAUAUAUUCUUCUU
Molecule: messenger RNA, 1377 nt
Organism: Carya illinoinensis
Lineage: Eukaryota; Viridiplantae; Streptophyta; Magnoliopsida; Fagales; Juglandaceae
Product: homeobox-leucine zipper protein HAT22-like
Exons: 3
Coding region: 255-1112 (285 amino acids)
Biological process (GO): regulation of DNA-templated transcription
Molecular function (GO): DNA-binding transcription factor activity, RNA polymerase II-specific; sequence-specific DNA binding
Source: RefSeq, a predicted model, not a curated record